CCAGCACUGAGAACGAAUGGGGAUUGAAUUGCUUUGCCUCUGUUUCCUAUUUCUGCAAAGAAAUAACUAUGUGCAAGGGACCUGUUCUCAGGAAAGCACAGUGACUUGUGAAGAUUGUUUGCUUUCCGGACCACACUGCGCUUGGUGUUUGCAAGAGAAUUACACAGACUCAUCUGGAAUUCAUGGGAGGUGUGAUAUCCUGGAAAAUCUUUUGUCCAAAGGAUGCCAGCUGAAUUUCAUUGAGUUUCCCAUUUCAGAAGUAGAAAUUCACAGAAAUGAUCCCCUAACUGCAUCAUCCCAGAAGAACAGUUCUGAUGUCACACAGAUUUCUCCUCAGAAAUUAACUCUGAGGCUGCGACCAGGACAUGAAGAAACAAUACAGAUCAAGGUUCGCCAGACUGAAGAUUAUCCAAUUGAUCUCUACUACCUCAUGGAUCUUUCAGCUUCCAUGGAUGAUGAUCUGAAUACAAUCAAAGAACUGGGUUCAACUCUUUCCAAAGAGAUGUCAAAACUGACAAGCAACUUUAGACUGGGGUUUGGAUCUUUUGUUGAAAAACCAGUUUCGCCAUUUAUCAAAACUACGGCUGCAGAAAUAAACAACCCUUGCAGGAGUGUGCCAUAUGAGUGCUUACCCACCUUUGGAUAUAAAAAUGUUUUGCCACUAACAAGUGAUGCUGAAAAAUUCAAUGAAAUUGUGAAAGGACAGCGAAUUUCUGCUAAUAUAGACACUCCAGAGGGAGGAUUUGAUGCAAUUAUGCAGGCAGCUGUUUGCAAGGAAAAAAUUGGCUGGAGGAAUGAUUCUCUACAUUUGCUGGUGUUUGUGAGUGACGCUGAUUCCCAUUUUGGGAUGGACAGUAAACUGGCAGGGAUUGUUAUUCCUAAUGAUGGGAACUGCCAUUUGGACCACAAUAAUGAAUAUUCCAUGUCAACUGUUCAGGAGUAUCCUACAAUUGGACAAUUAAUUGACAAACUUGUGCAAAACAAUGUUCUAUUAAUUUUUGCUGUAACAAAUGAGCAAGUUCACAUAUAUGAGAAUUAUGCAAAGCUUAUUCCUGGUGCUACCGUUGGACGACUACAGAAGGAUUCUGGAAAUAUUCUCCAGUUGAUCAUUGCUGCAUAUCAGGAGCUGAGGUCUGAGGUUGAAUUGGAGAUCCUGGGAGAGACGGAAGGGCUCAAUCUCUCCUUCGCGGCCAUCUGUAACAAUGGGACCUUUUUUCCACACCAGAGGAAAUGCUCUCAUGUGAAAGUGGGAGAUACAGUCUCUUUCAAUGUGACCGUUAGUCUCUCUUCUUGUGAAAAAACCAGAAGGCUUAUCAAGAUAAAACCCGUGGGGCUCAGCGACGUGCUGGAGAUGGAAAUUCUCCCCCUCUGCAGCUGCGACUGCCAGGCCAAGGCCGAGAAGAAGAGCCCGAAGUGCAGCCAAGGGAAAGGCUCCCUGGAGUGCGGGGUGUGCGUGUGCAGCCCCGGCUACGUGGGGCCGCGCUGCGAGUGCCACGAGAGCUCCCUCGGUGCCAGCUCCUGCAGGGGCCCGGCCGAGCAGAGCUCCUGCAGCGGGAGAGGCGACUGCUACUGCGGGCAGUGCCUGUGCCACCCGUCCCCCUACGGAAAGGUCUACGGGCCCCGCUGCGAGUGCAACGACUUCUCCUGCGUCAGGCACCGCGGCCUGCAGUGCGCAGGCAAUGGUGACUGUGACUGUGGGGAAUGCAGGUGCCACAGCGGAUGGACUGGUGAAUACUGUAAUUGCACAACUGAUACCAGCAGCUGCAUUGCUGAGGAUGGGACACUGUGCAGUGGGAGAGGUGAAUGCAUCUGCGGGACGUGUGCUUGCACCCAUCCGGGGACUUCGGGCCAAACGUGUGAAAAAUGCCCUCUCUGCGGUGACCCCUGCAGUUCCAGAUGGAGCUGUGUGGAAUGUCACUUGGCUUCUGAUGACAAGUCACUGGGAGAUUGCAGUGAAAAAUGCAAAUUGGUUGAUGCAACUGUCAGCAUGGCAAAGGAUUAUUCAGAGGAUAAAUCCAUUUCCUGCUCUUUGCAGGGGGAAAAUGAAUGUAUAACCACAUUUCUACUGGCUGUGGAUGAACAGGGAAGGACAGUCAUUCACAACAUAGAACGGAAAGAUUGUGCACAGCACCCAAAUAUCCCAAUGAUAGUGGUGGGUGUCACCCUUGCUAUCCUUCUCAUUGGCAUUGUUUUACUUUGUAUAUGGAAAUUACUGGUGUCACUUCAAGACCGAAAAGAGGUGGCCAAGUUUGAAGCAGAAAAAUCAAAAGUUAAAUGGCAAACGGAAACAAAUCCACUGUACAGAGGCUCAACAACCACUUUUAAAAAUGUGACUUACAAGAACCAAGAUAUGCAUAAAAGACCCAUGGCUGCAGACUUCUAUUAGCACCUGCAACACUACAAACUUAGUUUCACUGGCACGAAAUCUAAAUCUAAACUUGUUUCUUCUCAGCUGAUUAUGUGAUAUUUGUUUACAAGUUGCAGUGGUAUAACCAUUCUGUUAGAGAAUAUAUGUCUUGUGUUGGGACAAAUAAAGAUAACAUAUUAGUAGUAAGGGUUAGUAGAAAUAUUUUUUAAAUGACCCUUUAUUGUUAUAGCCCCCAUCUUUUUAAAAAUGGCAUCACAUAUAAUUUUAAUGUUGUCAUUAAUACUGAGGAUUCUAAAUUAUCAUGUAAGCUUAUUCUUUGUUAAAUUAGAUAUAUACAGUGAACUUUAUACUAUUUUGUCCAUACACACAAUCCCAUAAAUUAGUGUUUAGGAAUGUAUUUGUACAGUCUAUUUAUUGGGCUGGUUUAAAUGUAGAAAAUAUUUUGGCUUUUUUCAUGAAUGAAGUUUAAACUACUGUGGAUUGAGCUUUCUCAUAUCACCUGUGUGACUGAAUAGUUUCUCACCCAAAAAAAAAGUAGUGAUAUUGCCUGUCUUCUGUAAAUGUAAAUUAUACAGAAACAUUUCUUCUCUAAUUCUUCUUUCUUAUCCUGUUUCUCUGUUUCUUUUCCUUGUUGCUCUUUGAUGUUCUUUAAGGACCUAGGCCCUGGGAUUAUCUCAGGGAAAGUUAAAUCAAGCCAAUCAAGCCUUAUUCACCUGCAGUUGUUUUCUGCUCCAGACACAGACUGCUUUUUUCUUCUUUUAAAUUCUAGUAAAAAGGAUACAGAGAAAAAGAUAAAUAUUUGUAAAUUAGAGACCCCAGUAGACACACGUUUAAACCAGAGGAUUAGCAGAACUCCAUUUCACCAUUUACAUCCUGCAAAUUAUUUGGGUGCUCAUAAUACAGCUCACAUGCUGGGCCAUCACACAAAGUGGCUCAGGAGCCCUUUUCAUGCAGAAAUGUUCACACAAAAGAUUUAUUACCGCACACAAAGACAGUACUUUUUUGUUGAUAUGUCCAUAGUUGUGAGGUUCUUUCAAUGCCCAGCAGCCAAACUGCUUAUUCUUGUGCAUAAUAACAUAUUCAGUUCUUUUGGGCUACAUUGUUUGGAUUUGGGUUGGUUUUUUCUCCCUCAAACUAAACAACAAAAAGAUCUAUGGAUUUCACUUAAUAUUCAUUUCCAUUAUGUUAAUGAGGAAUUUUAAAUCUCCAUUUUAGCUAAUUACAAAUGUAUUACAAUUUUUAGUUGUAAUCUCUUAGCAUGCACAGCACAGGAUAAAGAAAGUAUAAAAGCACCUAACAUGCUGCCAUAGAAAAAUUACAACAUUGGACUACUUUUAGGUAACAAUAAUGAACUUUAUUUUUUAAUAUAAGUUUUCGGUUGCAUUUUUUACUACUCUGAAACAGAUGGUCAAAAUGUACAUAUGAAGGUACUUAGAAAUGAAGACUUAAAAAUCAAAGGUACUUUGGCACUGUUACAAAUGAUCACAUAUAUUCCCUAAGGUAAAUAGGGAGUUUGAUCUGAAAAAUUGGUCUGAAUGUAUUUGAUCUGAAAAAGUUGAUGUCCAUUUUGUAAUAAAUAUUUACCAAGUCUGUGCAACUUCAGUCUCCAUAUGCUCCACAGUUUCUGGAACUGAGACUGGUAUGUUAGCUAGGUCUGACCCAUGCCUGUUUUAGGGCCUGAUCCAAAGCCUACUGGAGUCAAUGGCUACAGAUGUGGAUCUAGUUUCAGUGAAACUAUUAGUUUUGGUUUACAAAGAUUGUUUUGUUUAAACAAACUGGUUAAUACUGUCUGUUCGUGAAUUAGAACCUAUAUACAUCUAUCUGUGCAAAAAGAAAUAGUAUCAGAUGCCUUUGGAAGGAAGGUGAUGCUAGAACCACCAAAAUUACAGCAGUGCAAUGGAAAUGAUGGCUGUGAUUAAACUGGAACAGAUUCACACCUGUGUUCUGGUAUUCCUGCAUAUCUCAUAGUGGAAACUGCACAGAUAAAGGCUCACAUCUGUGGCCCUUCCAACCACUGGACUCCCACAGAUGUCAGUUCAAGUCACAUGUGGGACCAAAUCCUGUUUCCCUGGCACAUGGAUAAACUCGUGGCAUGCAAACCUGGCCCCUGAAUCUGCUCAGAUUUCACUUGGGUGAGGGUUGCCUAAGGGUCAAGGGAAAUCCGGAUUUCACCCAUGUAGGUCAUCUGUUACUCUUUUAUUUCUCAUGUAGAAGUAAUCAAAUUAUAAACUUUCUCUGAAAGAAAUUAAAAUAUUUUUAUUACUUUUCAAGUAACAAAAAUCUAUACUGUUUAUUAAAUGCCUUUUAAGUUCUGUUUCUGAGAUCUGAUUUUGCUG
Molecule: messenger RNA, 4704 nt
Organism: Onychostruthus taczanowskii (white-rumped snowfinch)
Lineage: Eukaryota; Metazoa; Chordata; Aves; Passeriformes; Passeridae
Gene: ITGB6
Product: integrin subunit beta 6
Exons: 15
Coding region: 17-2386 (789 amino acids)
Biological process (GO): cell-matrix adhesion; cell adhesion mediated by integrin; cell migration
Cellular component (GO): focal adhesion; integrin alphav-beta6 complex; cell surface
Molecular function (GO): integrin binding
Source: RefSeq, a predicted model, not a curated record